AGUAAUUUAAAUAGAGAAGUUAGACAUAAGCUUCAAGAUGGAAGCGUUUUCAAAUUGGUUUUGGCAAGAUUAUUUUUGGUUACCUCAAGGAGUGUCCUUCAGAGAUUUGAAAGAUCGUCCAGGAUUCGUUUAUGCCAAACCAAGGGAUUUAUUUUACGUUCCAGUUGUCGGACUUGGAAUUUAUUUUGUUAGAAUUAUAUAUGAAAGGUUUAUUGCACUGCCAUUAGCAAAGAGAUUUGGGGUUUCAGAUGGGAAGGAAAGAAAACCAGCGCAACCUAAUAAACAAUUAGAAGAAUAUUUCAACUUUAAAUCAAAACAUCCAACUGAGGCAGAAAUUGACGGCCUUUCAAAACAAUUGGAUUGGUCAACGCUCGCAAUCAAACGAUGGUUCAGAAGGAAAAGAAAUUUAAGUCGACCGAGUCUACAAACGAAGUUUUGCGAAGCGAGUUGGCGAUGUAUGUUCUACACUUUGGUCUUUACUUUUGGAAUGGGAACACUAUGGCAGACUCCAUGGUUUUGGGAUAAUUUGCAAUGCUGGGUUGACUACCCCCGUCAAUCUGUCGAACAAUCAACUUAUAUAUAUUAUAUGCUGGAAGCAAGUUUUUAUGUUUCUUUGCUGUUUACAGUUAUGCAAGAUGUCAAAAGAAAGGACUUCAAAGUUCAACUGAUCCAUCAUGUUGCGACGUUAUUUCUGAUUGGGUUUUCAUAUGCCGCAAACUUCGUGAGAGCCGGAACGCUUGUCAUGGCCGUCCAUGAUAUUUCAGACAUUUUCCUAGAAGGGGCAAAGUGCUUUAUUUAUAUUAAAUGGAAUAAUUUUGCUGACACCUUGUUCAUCUUUUUUGCACUUUCUUUUCUUAUAUCAAGACUGGUUAUUUUUCCUUUUUGGAUUAUUCAUACCACAUACAUAAAGAGCAUGUGGUUAUUCGACCCGUACCCAGGAUAUUAUUUCUUCAACGCUUUGUUGAUGGUGUUGCAAGUCCUUCAUAUAUUCUGGUCCUACUUAAUAUUACGUAUGGCAUUUUUUAUGGUGACUGCUGGAAAGGUAAGGGUUGAAAAGGAUGAUCGUAGUGACGUUGAGGAAGUGUCAACAGACGAGGAUACACCCAACCAUGAACAGAAUUCUAUCAACCAUGACAAGAAAUCAACCAUGCAGAACGACAACCAUACGGCAACGAAAAACGGGCCUACAACAAAAGCUAAACACAGAAAAUAAUAUUUUUUUGGCUCUUUCUAAAAUGCCAAAUUUAAAUAUUAGAAUUACCUCUCAUAAGACUAAACAUUCUGCCAUAUUUGCUGCUUACAAACUGCUCUUGUAACUAUGGUAACUAUGUCAGAUAAUCGCAGAUUUCUGUUAUAUCCAAUACUUUUCCUUAAAACCACGCCAAUUAUUUGUACAAUCAAAUUUAUUUGAACCUAUCAUUAUUGACUAAUAAUUUACCCCUAUUACUGCUUAUUUGUCUAAGUAUGGAGAAUAUUUGCAGUGUAUAUCAGUAUACUCCACACUUUAAAAAAAUGAAAAUAGUUUUACUUAUCAAAUAUUAUCAGUGGGUGUUUAUCUAUGCCUUAUCUUUUAUCUGCUGAUAAGUAUACAGUUGAUAACAGUGUUAGAUAACCAUCAUGAUUUAAUAUUGUGGGAAACAAGUUUGAAAUGGCACAAAAAACUAAGCAUAACAGGAAAUAUUUCACAUUUAUAUCUUAAAUAUAAUUAUUUGAUAAGUAUGUAACUGAUAGAUAAGAACUCAGAUAAGGCUAUAUUUGAGUUUGAUUGGUUUUUCAGAACAUAAUAAUGUAUCAGUGGUUUAUCUAAUUGUGAUAAGCAUUGAUAAUCCUCUAAAUAAUUAUUUGGGCAUUAUAGAUAACACACCCUUUAACUAUUUUGAUAACUGGCUCUCAUCAAACUUACUUUUUAUUUUUUUUACUUUUAUUCCAAUGAAUAGAAAACUACAUGACAGAAUGGAAUCUAAUUCAAUCACUUCAAAAUAUUAUGUUAAUUUUACAUGAUUUUUUGUAGCCUUUAUUAAUCAAUUUAAAAUCAGUCUCCUUCAUUUAAAAUCAUGAUUACUUGAUAAAAUGUGACAUGGGGUCAGUAUUGCUUAAUCACUUCACUUUUUGACCUUGGAAAAGCUUUCAACAUGAGAGGUCACAUUUUUACUGGGCUAUCUGGGAAAAUGAUUUGAACAAAGUCACACUAAAUCUUACUUUAAGUUAUGAAAAGUAAAAUAUUCACCAAAGGAUGUAUAACAAUUUCUAUGAUGAGGAUUUACUCAAAAGAAAAGAUACUCACACUCACUCUGAACUGCUAAAAGUCUCUCGUUAACUGAAAUUUACUGGAUUUUAAUUUACCACCAUAAGUCUUUAUAUUUGCUAUGCUUGGAGGCACGAGACUUUUCUUUGAGAAAAAUCUUAAAAAAA
This is a messenger RNA of Styela clava, 2412 nucleotides long. The record is from RefSeq and is a predicted model, not a curated record. Lineage: Eukaryota; Metazoa; Chordata; Ascidiacea; Stolidobranchia; Styelidae.